Messenger RNA from Aplysia californica (California sea hare), 1552 nucleotides. RefSeq names its product peroxiredoxin-2. The record is from RefSeq and is a predicted model, not a curated record. Lineage: Eukaryota; Metazoa; Mollusca; Gastropoda; Aplysiida; Aplysiidae. Gene Ontology annotation, molecular function: thioredoxin peroxidase activity. Gene Ontology annotation, cellular component: cytosol. Gene Ontology annotation, biological process: response to oxidative stress; removal of superoxide radicals; hydrogen peroxide catabolic process.
CACAUUUGUCUGCCCCACUGAGAUCAUCGCCUUCAGCGACAGAGUGGAGGAGUUCCGCGCCAUCGGCUGUGAGGUUGCUGCAUGCUCCACAGACAGUGUCUACUCACAUCUCGCAUGGGUGAACACUCCCCGUAAACAGGGCGGCCUGGGCCCCAUGAAGAUCCCUCUGCUGGCAGACAAAACCUCCGAGAUCAGCAAGAAGUACGGCUGCCUCAAGGAGGACGAGGGUGUCGCUUUCAGAGGUCUGUUCAUCAUCGACGACAAGGGAAACCUGCGUCAAAUCACCAUCAACGAUCUUCCCGUGGGCCGCUCCGUGGAUGAGACCCUGAGACUUGUCCAAGCCUUCCAGUUCACAGACAAGCACGGAGAAGUUUGCCCGGCGGGAUGGAGACCAGGCAAGGAGACGAUGAAGCCCGACCCCAAGGGCAGCCAGGACUACUUCAGCAAGGCCAACUGAUGACUGCCCACGUCCCCACCCCCCCCCUCCUUAGUUUGAAACAUUUCCUCAUCCACUUGUUGCACAUACUUCCCCAUCCAUUUCAUUGUCUCUACUUAGCAUACUGUGGUAACGGCCAGCACAACUCGGAAACAAGGACAGGAGUUAUUUGAUCAAAUCGGCAAUAAGUUUUUGUUUGCAGAUGAUUUUUUUUUCAGCUCUUUUAAAUUUUUGUUUUAAAAUUUUUUGGGGGGGUUUCUUUCUUUAGUUUUUAUUCUUUAUCGGAGCUUUGUUCAUGUUGACAAAUUGACUGAGAGAAUUUUUCUGGUUAAUGUUAUUGUUAUAAUGAGAUGAGUGCCAGUAUAACAUGGUGAUUUUUGGACAGUAUUGCAUUGCAGUCUGUUUUGUUUGGGUUUUUUUGGUUGAAAAGCGUUUGUGACAUUUUUAUUGUUAAUUUUGAUUAGUUUUUUUUUUUGCUCUUGUGAUCUGGUCUCUUGUCAGCUGCUUAUAGAUUAUGAGCAGUGGUAUGUAGUUGUUUGUUUUUUGUUUUGUUUUUUCAAUCAUUUUUUUCUAAUGCUAUUUAUGCAGUUAGUUUUUUCUAAUUAUUUAUAUAGUAUUGUAUAAUAAUUCCCGUAGGUUGCGUUAGUGAUGAGGGAUUUCUGGUUCAUUUUAAUACUCAUAGAGACGACAGAGCUUGUGGAGUACGACUGUCACCGCGUGCAAGACUCGAAUAUUUCUUCCACUCAACAGUUAUGAGAUUUGAGCAAUAUUUCUACUACUAUAGCAGCAAAGUAAAAAGUAUGGUUCCAAUACUUCUGUGUACAGCACCAAGAGUCACUAAGGUCAUCUGCUUAUUUCUCAUGUACUUUUUCCUCCGUUCCAUGUCUUAGUUUUGUUUUUUGCUAAGCGUGGUAUGAAAUAGUUUUGUUUUUUGCUAAGCGUGGUAUGAAAUACACCAGCCAGAGGUAGGCCUACUUGGUAAAAAGGGUGUAAUUUUUUUUUCACCCAGUAGUAUCAGUAUCAAGGCAUGCCAUUUGAGACUUACAAAUGAAAUUGGAAAUCAAAAGAGAAGUAUGGACCCAGUUGAAAAAUAAAUCAAAUUUGUUGGUAUGUCUA